This is a messenger RNA of Coregonus clupeaformis (lake whitefish), 2584 nucleotides long. Its product is annotated as palmitoyltransferase akr1. The record is from RefSeq and is a predicted model, not a curated record. Gene Ontology annotation, biological process: protein palmitoylation. Lineage: Eukaryota; Metazoa; Chordata; Actinopteri; Salmoniformes; Salmonidae. Gene Ontology annotation, cellular component: Golgi membrane. Bases 192 to 1853 code for a protein of 553 amino acids. Gene Ontology annotation, molecular function: palmitoyltransferase activity; protein binding. The transcript has 10 exons.
GUCUGUCAAGCCUACUGCAGUGCAAUCGUUUUUCACACAAUAAAAUAUCCAUCUACUUAGUAGCCUAGGAUCUCUGUUAAAUGAACGUGUGAUUGUUGUUACAAUGUAUCGUCUCUGUAUGGAUAUUUUGUUUACAUUGACAGAGUAAUAGUCAGGCGGCACAGGGGUCGAUUGUAUACGGUAUUCGCAUCAUGCUUCCAAUGCCUAGGGUCGACGGGGACAUUUUUGACUGUAUCCAACGAGGGAAUGUUGAACAUUGUGCACAUAUCAUUCAACAUGAUCGAUCUAUCCUCAAAGAGAAAGGUUGGGGUGGUUUUAGUCCUCUCCACUUUGCGUCCCUCCAUGGUAACCGUGCCAUGGUUGACCUGUUGCUAAGCAAUGGAGCUGACCCCAACCUGACCUGUGAUGCAGGAAUGACGGCCUUCCAUUUCGCCUGCAGGCAUGGUAAUGUAUACGUGAUGCACCAGAUGAUGCAGCAUGGAGCUGAUCUACGCAUGGUAGACCAUCAGGGUAAAACCGCCUUACACCAUGGAGUAUGUGGAGGCAACAUUGUAGCAAUGCAGUACCUGUGGGAGACAGGAAUGUUUAGGUGGUGUGAUGGAGACAUGUACCAUGUUACACCUCUACACCUGGCUGCUGAUACUGGCAACACUGAGGUGGUCCGUUACCUGCUCCGAGACAAGAGGUGUAUGGUGGAGACUGUGGAUGAGGAUGGGUUGACAGCGGUCCAUGUGGCAGCAGAGAGGGGCUGUGUAGAGGUGUGUUGGACGCUGCUACAGAGAUCUGGCUUCAGGAUACUACACUUGAAGACCUAUAGCGGACACACACCUCUGGACCUCUGCAGGCAGGGAAAGACAUUCAGACACCUGCAGCUGACAAAACUACUGACCCGCUACAUGAGGGAGCCACCAUUCAACAAACCCGACGAGUCCAACCUCCUUUACUACUGGACGUUAUUCUUCCCGUGUCUGAUUGGAGGAGCCAUUCUGAUUAUUGCAACAAUGUUGGGGGGCUACGGAGGGAUAACGUGCGCCGUGCUGUUCCCCUGGCUGGCCAGGAGUAUCUUUUCCCAGUUCCACCGCAUGACCACCUACCAGAGGUUGGCCAACCCCGUCUACCUAGGGACUGUGAUAGCUGGAUUGUUCCACUCUCUAGUCUGCUUCUACUACAGAAUACUGCCGCCUAGCUUGUGGGGGGAUGGUGUUCUGGGUCAUGUGUCACUGGUCCAGUUCUCUGUGGUUCUGGUCUUGUUCUGGAUGGUUCUAACCCAGGAUCCUGGAGAGCUGGGACCGGGAGACGCAGAUCCUCGCUACUCCUCCAUAACAGACCUGCUGGAGAACAACCAGAAUCCUCAGAGGUUCUGCAUCUACUGUGAGUUGUUCCAGCCAGACCAUACUAAACACUGUAAAUUGUGUGAUGUGUGUGUGAGGGAUUACGACCACCACUGCCUGUUUCUGAACCGCUGUGUUGGCGGGGGCAACCACCGCCUCUUCAUCAUCUUCAUCCUCUCCAUGGCCGCAGCACACCUCCUUUUUGUUGCCACGGCAACUUACCACCUGUAUGUGGUCGUGGUGUCCCUCGAGGACCAGUCGUUGGUUAGGGCAGUAGCUGCACAGUUCUGGGUGGUCGCCUUGACGAUAAUGAACGUUCUGACAAUCCUUUGGGAGGUGUGGUUGUUGACGGAACAGUUUGACGCUAUCGCCAUGGGGACUACGACCUACUUCAAACCUACCUGCGAGACUCGACAACAGUCACUGGGACAACGCUGGAAAACUGUACUUACCUUCCUAUUGGAGGGGAGGAGACGGUUAGAUUAUGGAUACACAGGGGACAAGAUCUCCAUAGACAUUUAGAUAAUAUGGACUCUAAAACCUAUGGUGAAAUGAAGAACAAUGUAUAUUUUGUCACUUUUCCAUUCUUAAAACCAACUGGAUCUUCUAGCCUGGUGAACUAAAGCCUAGGCAUUACCUCGGGAAGCUAAUACCACUAUUAAACAUAUAACAAGUGGUGUGUAGACCAGAAUGAGUUCUAAGAUAUCUUAACAUUAGAGAUAACAUGUUACUUAGAUUGUCUUUGGGAGUGUGGUCGUCAACAUGUCUGUUAAACAUUAUACUUGAACAUAGGUAUUGAAAAAUUAUACUUUUAAUAUAUAGACUAUAGUAGACUGAAUGCGGAAAUCUUGCCAGCGAACAAACCAACAUGUCAAACUCCUCACAUAACGCACUGACUUAACCCCUGUCUGUCCUGGUAAGCAUUUCCUAUGUAUGCAUGCGGAGCUAGUUUUAUGUGAUGCUCUGAGCUAUUUUAAAGCCGACAGUACUUCUACAUUGAUGUAGCUCGUUUAUGAAUAACUGACUGAUUUUGUCUGUCCUGUGAAGGAUCCCACUAUUUAACUAGUAUUUCCUGUGGAGUUCAUUCUCUGCUUCACAUUUGAAUGCACUGAUGUAUUUUAAAACUGUUUCAUUGGAGAUUACUGUUCACUUGAAUUGUUACCUCAGUUUUUUAAAUACUUCCCACUAUAACAAUUAUUUUUAACCUAGGUGUCAUUCUUGUUUUAAAUAAAAGUGCAAUAUGAUAAAAUGAU